AUGGCGCGGUCGAAGCAGGUCGUCGAGGCGCCUCGCUUUCUCCUGCCUCGCCUGACCUGGAAUGGUACUUCUCCCCGCAUCACCCUUUCUCCGAUUCAGACCGGACCGUCGACGAGGCGCCAGCGACCCCAACAGCGCUUCAACGGUUUAAAUUCUCGAGAUCGCCAGUUACAUACUUCGACAAUAUCCCCUCGUCCGUUCUCGCUUAUACUCGCUGCAUCCCGCUCUGCAGUUUCGAUCUCUCACCGUCCAUCCUCCACCAAAAACCCUUCUCCAGAUGCAACUGAUCGUCCCACCAACCCCAUCCGACAUAACGGCGUGUAUGUCGCCGUCUUCAAGCCGGCACGGCGCGCAUUCCAUGAGUCCGCGGUGAUGGCCCGCGACCACCAUUUCGACACGCUGAAGUUUGUGCAACGGCUAAAGAAGGAGGGCUUCAGUGAGGAGCAAGCCGUUGCAAUGAUGAGAGUCCUGAAUGAUGUGAUCCAGGAGUCGAUCCAGAAUCUGACCAGGACUAUGGUCUUGAGGGAGGACUCGGAACGCACGACAUAUACGCAGAAAGUGGACUUUGCCAAACUUCGCUCCGAACUGCUGAACUCGGACUCGACCGAAGCGCAACUGACGCGCUCCUCGCACGAGCGGAUCGCCGCCGACCUCGCCAAGCUGAAUUCCCGCCUCCGCGACGAGAUUGGACGUACCCAGGCCUCCGUUCGUUUGGACUUGAACCUGGAGAAAGGCCGCAUUCGGGAGGAGGCUAACAGCCAAGAGAUGCGGAUCAAGGAGACGGAGACGAGAAUCGAGCAGGAGGUCGCAGGAUUGAGGGAGCGAGUGGAGGCAGUCAAAUUUUCGACGCUGCAGUGGUUAAUGUAG
Messenger RNA from Rasamsonia emersonii CBS 393.64, 867 nucleotides. RefSeq names its product Mitochondrial protein FMP32. The coding region runs from base 1 to 867 and encodes 288 amino acids. The record is from RefSeq and is a predicted model, not a curated record. NCBI's taxonomy places the organism in Eukaryota, Fungi, Ascomycota, Eurotiomycetes, Eurotiales, Trichocomaceae. Gene Ontology annotation, cellular component: mitochondrion. The transcript is spliced from 2 exons.